Molecule: messenger RNA, 5639 nt
Organism: Phycodurus eques (leafy seadragon)
Lineage: Eukaryota; Metazoa; Chordata; Actinopteri; Syngnathiformes; Syngnathidae
Product: phospholipid phosphatase 3-like
Exons: 7
Coding region: 2598-3407 (269 amino acids)
Biological process (GO): phospholipid metabolic process; canonical Wnt signaling pathway; phospholipid dephosphorylation
Molecular function (GO): phosphatidate phosphatase activity
Source: RefSeq, a predicted model, not a curated record
CAGCCGCACAAAGUUGCUGGUCGGGGUGGACCUCUUCUGCCUCUUCUUGGUUCUUGGAUCGCUGCACUCGUAGCAGAUCACCCGCUUCAGAACGUUGGCCGCCAGGAGAGAGCUGCUCUUAUGACAUUGGAGUUUCCCUCUGCGUCACGCAGUUGGAUCUUGACCACUUUCUUUCAACACCACAGCAAGUGUCUUACAGUAAAUCUUCAAACUCGCUAAGCUUUUGAAUACCGUUUCUUAUUUUGGUCUAAAUCUGAUCUCCCAUGUCACCUACUAGCGAUGGGCAUUUGACUAAAUUUGAUUGAUCCGUAAAGGGGAAAACAAUCGAUUUGAUAGUUUCAAAAUAUUUAAGAAUGAGAUGGGAGGAUCGACCGCUGAAUGGUCUCCACUGAAGUUGCUUUGAUGUCAGCAUUUGUAUUAAGCUGAUUAAUUAGCAUAGUUUAACUUCCCUAAAAUGACAUUAUUCGUAUUGCUGUAUGAUUGUUAUGAAUUGGAUUAUUUUGUGUGUGUGUUUUCGCUGCAGUUGUUGUUGUUGUUGUUGUUAAAGUCCUCUCGCUUCUCCUCACGCGGGUCGCGGGCGUGCUGGAGCCUAUCCCGGCCACCUUCGGGCGAGAGGCGGAGUACGCCCUGAACUGGUCGCCAGCCAAUUGCAGGGCACCUAGAAACAAACAAACAAGCAUUCGCGCUCACAUUCACACCUACGGGAAAUUUAGUGUCGUCAAUCGACCUACCACGCAUGUUUUUGGGAUGUGGGAGGAAACCGGAGAAAAGCCACGCAGGCACGGGGAGAACAUGCAAACUCCACACCGGCUCAGAACCGUGAGGCAGAUGUGCUAACCGGUCCCCCACUCGGAGUCAAUUGAAUGCAAAUAAAUCCGACUUUCCCUGUGGCCCAGACGAGCUGUGAGCUACUACGUAAGUUGUAGCGUUGGACAGACAGGGAGCAGGUUGUGUGGGCCACACACACUCAAAAUAACUGUGUGUGUGUGUCUAUAUACCACAAGUGCCUCAGACGUACACAUUUCUGCUCCAGACAGCGAGGAAUCCCUGCGCCUGGAAAAUGUGUGUCUGUUUAUUUGAAUAGUCACACACCUUGGUAUUUUGGCAAAUCCUCCAAAAUACGGAGCUACACGCUGGCAUAUACGGCAAACAGGAAAGUGUGAGGCAUUAGAAGCACUAUACAGAUUUGGAUGAUUUCUCAUUGAAUUUAAAUUAGCGAUGGGAAGUAAGCAAGCAACUAAAAUGACGCUUGAUGUUAAGAACGUUUCGAUUUUUUUUUGGGCUUGUCUGGGCUACUGCAAAAAAAAAAAAAAAAAAAAAAAACAUUCUCGCCGACUGUUGUUGUCACUGGCAGGACGAGGACGGCCCGCCCCGCCCUCACCCCGGGAGCGGGAAGGGGGAUGAGGGGAAAAUCCCAAGAUGCCGCACUCACUGCUGAUGCAGCACUGUUCGGACGGACGGGGGGCUUCGCGGGGUGAAGAAAAAUCCCCAGUUGAGGUUCUGGAGAACAGAAGCUCGCGCAGUCUCGGUGCGACUGGGUUUUUCGCGCUCGACCCCUUUUAGCUCGUUUAAAAGCGUUCGACGACAACCUGUUACAUUAUCCGUCUGUUUGACUCGCCCGUGACAAAAUGUCUUGAGGUUUGUGUCGCGUUAGCGCUCGUGCCUUGUGGCCCGUCAUGUUGUUCGUCCCCGCAGUUAGCGGGAGACCGUAACGACGACAAGCGUUUUCAAAGCGGAUGGUCGGGUAAUGUCAGCGCGGCGUGUUCCACGGGUCAGAUCAAACGUCCAAAGUGUUGAGUGCGCUUGUGUAUUUUUACAGUUGCAGAAAUUCAAAAGACCGAGCAGAUUCGGUGUUAAGCUCUCUGCCGGAUAACGCUUGAGGAAUGUGAAUGAAAAUAAAACUGUUAAUCAUCAAAAUCUUGCCGAAUGUGGAGGGAAGGCCGAAGCGCCGCAGUUCCCAUCAGCCACUUCUCGAGCACAGUUGCAAGCCAGCUGGACCUUCAAAGGCGUGUGUGCGUGCGUGCGUGCGUGUUCAGGGGCUCCGAAACGCCAAUGUGUGUUUGGCUUUGCUUUGACAGAAUCAUGCGCCCCCCAUCACAGCUUCAGCCACGGGCAGCGCUGACCUCCCCACCGAGCGCUUUUAGACAGAGCGUGGAUGUGUGGGCCUCACAGAGUGACUUGAAAGCGCCAGCGUCACGUUAAAGACCACAUUGAAGGUGUUUUCCCAAAUUUCAAAAGACCUCUCCUGGGGAAAGUCCUCACUCAGGUUUCAAAGUGGCUCCACGGCUGCCUUUCUGGAACUCGGAGGGGGGAAAAAAACGCUGCCCGGCCGAUUCCCAAGUGCUCUGUUUGCUGUCAGCAGAUAGAUGAAGAUAUCAACUUGCCACUUGAGCUUACGUCAAUAAAGGAAUGAGACACUCCGCAGGCAUCUUUAAAGUGGACGUUUUCAAGAGAAAAGAGAUGCCCCCCCCCCCCCCCCCCCUCCGGUCAUUGAACAAAAGCGUUUUCUCAUUUUGAAUCUUCAUGUCCGCCUCGGAUCAUCUGCAUAAUCAUCGCUGUUGUUUUCUUUCAAGGUCAAGGGAUUUUCUUCGUCUGAUAUGAUUAAUUUUGAAAAGUGGAUUUUCCUGUAUAAUGGUUCUCUGCGCCUUUCUGUUCCCAGAGGAUUCUUCUGCAAUGACAACAGCGUCAGUCUUCCCUAUAAAAGCAGCACAGUGUCCAGCACAGUGCUGACAGCCGUGGGGGUCACUGUACCUGUGGUCUCAAUCGUCAUUGGAGAGAGCUACAGGAUCUACUUCCUCAACGAGGGAUCGAAAUCAUUUGUGGGGAAUCCCUACAUUUCCGCCCUGUACAAGCAGGUGGGCGUGUUCGUUUUCGGCUGCGCCAUCAGUCAGUCUUUCACCGACAUCGCCAAAGUGUCGGUGGGCCGCCUGCGACCCCAUUUUCUCGACGUGUGCAAGCCCGACUUCACCACUAUCAACUGUUCCCUGGGCUACAUCGCCGACUACCAGUGUCAGGGGCCCGAGAGCCGAGUCCAGGAGGCCAGGAAGUCGUUUUUCUCUGGACACGCUUCCUUCUCCAUGUACACCAUGCUUUAUCUGGUGUUUUACCUGCAGUCUCGUUUCACCUGGCACGGAGCCCGAUUGCUGCGCCCGCUGACCCAGUUCACCCUCGUCAUGAUGUCCUUCUACACGGGCUUGUCCCGCGUCUCGGAUCACAAGCAUCACCCCACUGAUGUCCUGGCGGGUUUCCUUCAGGGCGCGCUGGUGGCCUACUGCAUUGCGUUCUUUGUAUCAGACUUGUUCAAGGCCAAAGGGAGACGUUGCGCCUUAUCGUCGACUCCCGUGAAAAAAGAGCUCGUUCCUCCGGCGGACAUCAGAGAGAGGAGCAAUCAUCUCAUCGUGGCGUAGCAUGCGCUGCAAACUGACCAUGUAGAAAUCACUACCACAGACACUGGCCCAACAAACUGCAACUGAAUGAACUCCGAGCGUGGAGGAAGCAGACAAAUUAGACAUCUUGGAAGGUUUCCAAAGAUGAGGAAAGGCUGCGUUUAUAUUAAAAAAAAAAACCCCAAAAAAACAACGUUAAAAAGUGCGGAAACGGGCGUGUGUUUCCUGGGUCUCGCUCGAAAAUUCCACGACGCAAGCGAGAAGACUGUUGGGCCUCCUGGCUCGCGAACGGCCACGAGCGCGGCUGACGAAGAGCAGCUGCGUCCAGCGGGGGCGCAAUUAUCCUGCCGCCCGCUCGCCGUGUGGCUCGUGCAAAUGUAAAAACAAAUUCCUUGAUUGGAGGAAGGAUGAUGUAUCACUUUCUUUUCUUCUCAUCUUUUUUUUUAUUGUCGAUAUACUAAUUGUAAAGGAAUGUUUGACGUCAAGCACUAUUUUAGCUCAACUCAUUAUUGGCUGUUACCACUUGUGAAGCUUUUGCAAAGCUUUGUAAGCAUUGUUGUAUGUAAUGUUGAUUUCAAAAGUGCACAUGUGUUGCAGUAGGCGAAAGGUAUGUGCUUGCAUGUUAGACGUGGGCCUCGUUCUGCUGGUUAGGACGAGGCCCCGCUGAGCCAUUUAAUGAAAUGACCGUCACUUAUGUGAACCAGACGUGUGCGUGUGUGUGUGUGUGUGUGUGUGUGCGUGUGCGCGUGCGCGUGAGUUUGGGUGGAUGCACAUGCUUCUGUCUCCGUGUGGUGUCUAUUUGGGUCAUUUACAUAUAUUUUGAUCAAUAACAGUUAAGAAAAAUCUAUUCUAGCUGUUGUUGUUUUUUUAUGGCAUCUUGGUUUUCUGUGGGUAAAUGUCUCCCAUGAUGAAACAGCGAACGCUUAAAGUCCUAUUUUCCAAAACUUGUUGAAGAAAUGUCAUUAGCAUCUUCAGGGGGGGAAAAAAAUCAUGAAAGUUCAUUUGGGACACCUAAUGGGGUAAACAUUUUGGCGUUAAGCAUUUGAAGAAUAUUUAAAAUAGGUUUUUCUUGGAAACAAUUAUGACCUUUUGAUGGGUAACAGCUGUCAAUCAUUCAAAUACUCAUAUCAGUAAAAUGAAUUGAUUUUCAAAAGAAAAUUCGGAGGGCUUUACCGUCUUUCCUGGUAUUGAUCAAAUGCUAAUAAAAUGACCCAAAUGUAUUUUAGCGUUUGGAGCCUUCCAAUGUGCCUCUCUGUGCGACCAGAGACGGAACACCUGCCGGUGGAGACGAAAACUGUAGAAAACAAGCGUAAUAUGGACCAAUCCAAGUGAUGAUUCACAUUGCUGAUAAACUCCUGUGACCACAUACUGUAUCUAUCUGACACGGGCCUUAUGUACUUACUGUUUUGAAGAACAAAAGGUACCAAAGCACAAGUUGACAAAACAGAAACCUUUGAAUGGAUUUGGCACAUUGUAAAGCACCUUGUAAAGCGUUUCAGCUCGUGAGUUUUUACACAUUUCAACGGGUUUACAUGCUCUUUUUGAUAGGAAAUAAUACUCUGAACCACUCACUGCAAGCUUCAUCUUAGUUCACGUGUGAAGAGCCAUUUCCUUUCACAAUUGUCUUGAAAACAUAUCUCGCAGAAGUACUAGGGCCCGAUCGAUAUGAAUUUUUUGAGGCCGAUACCGAUCCUGAUAUUCGGCAGAACAAAAUUCCGAUAACCGAUUAAUCGGCCGAUUAUUUGGAAAAACUUUUUUUUUUUUUUAUUAAAAAUAUACACACUUAGUGCUUUCAACAUUAAAGACAUGAAUUACAGGCAGAACAAUACUUUGUCUUUACUUUUGCAACAGAGAAUUGCUGAUUUUUGUUCAUUUGAAUGUAUUUCUCUUUCUCUUAUUUUGUAAAUGUGUUUUUUUUUCAAUCGGCCAAUUUCUUUUUGUUGGUUUUUUUUUUUGCUGAUAUGAAAAGGGCUCAUAUUAACCGGUCGGGCCCUAGUAUAUACAGUGUAUUACUACACAUUGUAUCAUAUGUGUAUGUGUGUCUGUUGUGGAAACGCCCACUAGGACUUUGUGUCUGCACCUGUGUAAAUGUUCGACAUGCUGCUUGAGGAGGCGACCGUCAUUGUGAAUAUUGAGGGCUACAAAAAAAACACAAAAAAGCUUCAGUACAUUUCUGUUUAAAGUGCCUUUCAGUAUUUUUGUACUGCCAAUGUUGAAAUGUCGACACUGAAGGAUGUAAAAGUGUCUUGAAUA